Molecule: messenger RNA, 5501 nt
Organism: Zingiber officinale
Lineage: Eukaryota; Viridiplantae; Streptophyta; Magnoliopsida; Zingiberales; Zingiberaceae
Product: putative 1-phosphatidylinositol-3-phosphate 5-kinase FAB1C
Exons: 11
Coding region: 633-5363 (1576 amino acids)
Biological process (GO): phosphatidylinositol phosphate biosynthetic process
Cellular component (GO): endosome membrane
Molecular function (GO): 1-phosphatidylinositol-3-phosphate 5-kinase activity; ATP binding
Source: RefSeq, a predicted model, not a curated record
GGCAAUUGGCAUUCAUCAUAUUUCUACCAUACUCUCUUCCUCGCCAGCCAUUUUCUGCUUCCGCUUCACCGAUGAGAAUCUCCUCUGCUCGUCGCUCCGCCGCCUCCCGAAGCAAGGGAAACUUCAACCUCCUCCUUAUUCAACUGCUCCUAGUAUUGACCUUCAUCUAGCUCUAUUCUUUUUGCUAGAGCCACCGCCACAAAUGCCUCGACUUUAGCUUUCAAGCACAAGGCCGGAUUUUGAUUUUUAAUAUUAGGUUUGGAUGUAUGGUACUCUUUUAGGCGUCUUCGUAUUUGAUUUUGGAAGUACAAAGCUUUGAUUUUGAGAAGUGUGCUCUUGGUGUUCCAUCAUUACGUUUUAGGUUAUUCGUAAUCCUCGUCGUCGCGUGGAGAAAUUUUAGACUCCUCCGGCAGUGUGGAUUUAGGAAUGUUGAUAUUGCACCUAGUACAUUCUUUCUGUUUCUAAGGGUAAUCGGUAAUUUUGUAGUUUUUUUAAUUUGUUUCUUGCAUUGUCUCCAUUUGUGUUUUCCGAGAGAUUUUUGUUGGAAAACGAGGGAAGAACUUGAGGCUAGAAAUUUAGAAGCGAACUGCGAGGUUCUUUUUUAAUAACCGAGAGCAGUUUCACUCCUCUUCAUGGGAGUUUUCAGUUUCUCGCUUCUUGAUCUGCUAUCAAAAGUCAGAUCUUGGGUAAGUGUCAUUCCGGAAGCCAUCUCGAAAUUUUCUAUGGCUUCCCAUGGUGAUCAUGCGAUUUGCUGCAAGUGUGGCCAAUUGCUAUGCCGGAAGAGAUCUCUUAGUGCUUCCGCAGAGUCCAACAGAGUAGAUCAACAACCUCUUUAUUGUAACUACUGCUUUCGAGGUAGAAAUGCAGUUCUGGCGGCACGGCCACAGUGUAUUAGAGCAAGCACAAAACUCAGCUCUUUUCUCUCUCUGGAGGCGUCAUGGCAGACAUGUUGCCAAUGUUCUUAUUGCUCUUCACCUAGCAGGGAGGAAGAUGAUGAGGGAAGACGGCCUUUUAGCCCUACUAGUGUGUUGUCUGAUGAUUCUUCUGAUAUAGAUUCUGUCAGUUUUAGUACUCAUAACAAGCCCUUCUACUUCAGUUCAGCAAAUUCGAGCCCUUUGGAUAGUCCUAGUAGUUUUGUCCAGCAAGGGUCUUGUUCUCCUGGCCAGUCAAGAAAGGGUAGGGUAGACAUUGAGGAUUUGCUGGAAAAAAUUUCAGAAUCUACAUGCGCCAAGAUUGACAGCAACAACAAGUCAAAAGUCCAGAAUUCUACAUGUCAACUUAAUUUUAAAAAUGAUGAAAUCUUUUACCCUCCUCCCCCAGAGGAUGAGGGAGGUUGGCUGGAAACCAAUUACUUUGCAUACUCUGAUGAAGAUGAUAGUGUUGGCGAGUCAGACAGGCUUUUUAGAUCCAGCAGUUUGAAUGGUGAUCCAUUAUAUGCUAAAGAUAAGUUUAGUAAAAUCAGCAAGGAAAAUUUGUGGCUUACUGUUCAUGGGCAUUUAAUGGCUCUUGUAUCUCAGUUAUUAAAGGAAGAAGGCAUUGACACAGAGAAUGAUUUGGAUGGGCAGAACUGGUUGGAUAUAGUAUCUAGAUUGGCAUUGCAAGCUGCUAAUUUUGUGAGACCAAACACUGUCCAAGGUGGUAGCAUGGAUCCUGGUGAUCAUGUGAAAGUGAAGUGUAUAGCAUCUGGAACUCCAAAUGAAAGCACUCUGGUGAAGGGUGUAGUUUGCACUAAGAAUGUAAAGCAUAAACAUAUGAUCUCAAAACACAGAAACCCAAGGUUGCUUCUUUGGGGAGGAGCACUUGAGUGUCAAAAGGUUCCAAACGAACUAGCAUCUUUACAAACCCUUCUUGACCAGGAAAUUAAUUAUGUGAAGAUGGCACUUUCCAAGAUAGAGGCGCUUCAUCCCAAUGUGCUUAUUGUUGAAAAAAGUGCUUCUUCAUAUGUUCAAGAACAUAUCUUUGGCAAAAAGGACAUAACACUGGUGCUAAAUGUCAAGAAGUCUCUAUUGGAGAGGAUAUCAUGGUGUACAGGUGCUCAGAUUGUUUCCUCCAUUGAUUGUGUUACACCAGACAAACUAGGGUACUGUAAAAUCUUUCGCACAGAGAAGGUGCUUGAAAAAUUCUCAUCUUCCAAGCAUCCUAAGAAGAAUUCAAGUACAACCUUGAUGUUUUUCGAAGGCUGUCCACGACGUUUGGGAUGCACGGUUCUUUUAAGAGGUGCAUCCCAUGAAGAAUUGAAGAAGGUAAAACGUGCAGUUCAGUAUGCAAGUUUUGCAGCAUAUCAUCUAUUGCGAGAGAUCUCAUUCCUUGCAGAUGAGGGUGCCAUGCUUCCUAAACCUCCAAUAAAGCCUUCGGUUACCAUGCCUGAGAAGUUCAAUGAGGUUGAUGAUUGUAUUUCUCUACCUGUUGGAAUUAGAAAUUGCCAAUGUUCAAUACUGGAAAAAUCAGCCCUUGACAGAAGCAACUUAAUCAGUGACAAGAAAUUGAGAUUAGAUGAUACACAUGGAAAAUUUUCAUAUAUAAUUCCUGGUGAUUUCUCCAUGAACACUCAUGAGAGAAUAUUGGUUUCCUUAUCGAGCACUAAUGUUGAAACAGGCAUAGUUUGUGAGCGUGCCCAACUUUUUCGCAUUAAGUUCUAUGGUAGUUUUGAUAAGCCAUUUGGUAGAUAUCUUCAAGAAGACUUGUUUGAUGAGACAUUUUCUUGUCAGUCUUGUAAAAAACCAACGGAAGCGCAUGUUCGUUGUUAUACUCACCAACAAGGCAGCCUCACCAUAUUGGUUAGGCGACUUCCUUCUAUAAUUUUGCCUGGUCAUCGUGACGGAAGGAUAUGGAUGUGGUAUAGAUGCCUGAAGUGUGAGAAGGACAUGGAUGGAGUCCCACCAUCUUCACACAGAGUAAUCAUGUCUGAUGCUGCAUGGGGGCUUUCCUUCGGCAAAUUCUUGGAGCUUAGCUUUUCUUGCCAUGCAACUACUAACCGUGUGGCAAGUUGUGGUCACUCUCUUCAAAGAGAUUGCCCUACUAACCGUGUGGCAAGUUGUGGUCACUCUCUUCAAAGAGAUUGCCUUCGUUUUUAUGGGUGCAGAAACAUGGUUGCAUCCUUUUACUGUGCUCCUGUAGAUAUAUUCUCUGUUUGCUUGCCAUCAGCACUUCUAGAUUUCACUUGCCCAGAAUGGUUACGACAAGAGGCAGCUAAGGUAUUUGAUAGUAUAAAUCUCUUGCAUGACAAAAUAUUUGAUGUGCUCAAUGCAACUGAGCGAAAAAUAACUGCAUCUGAAGAUGUAGCAUUGAAGUCUGACAUUCACAGGCAAAUUAUGUUCCUGAAAGAUUUUCUUAAAAUGGAAAGACAUGGGUACUUUGUUCUUCUUCAACCAGUUAUAUCUGAAAAAAUGCACCCAUCCCAGGUAACAGUUGACAUUAUGAAGCUUAAUUGGUUGAAAUGUGCAGUCUUACUUGAUUUUUACGCGUGGGAUCAUCGACUCUGUUUAUUGGACUCAUCAAGCAAAGAAAAACUGUAUUCUGGACUUGAUCAAAAGGUUAUGAAGUUUCCAUCUGAGACCAAUCUUAGACAAUGGAGAGUGGAAGUAUCUUCAGUGGAUGAGACAUCCCAUAAUAUACUUGGCGAAGUUACUACAAAGUCCUUACUCUUUUCAGGAUCUUCUCCAGUAUCUAAGUUCAUGAGCUGGCAUGAGGAUCUUAUCUUACGGUUUUGGUGUAACAAGGACAUUUCUGAAUCAGCUGAGGGUUAUGUAGGUUCUAUGCCUAGUCAGUUCAGUGGAGGAGAUGAUAGGUCGACGUGUUAUGACAGCAGAAUUAAAGUAUUGGAGAAUUCAUUGCCACUUAUGUCUGAACUAUCAGAUAAGAUUGAAUUGCGAUUUAAUGAUUCUGAUGAGUUAUUGGUGGAUCAACUAAAUGAUGUUUUGGAACCAGGUGCAUCUGGACUUUCGAUGGAAAAAUCAUGCAACUGGAACUUAAUGAUUCCAUCAAGGGCUUAUUCCUUUGAUUCUGCUUCUCAAUUCUGUAAGCAUUCACACGUCAAUUUCCUUCCAGGCUACAUGCAUUUAGCUCUAAUGAAAUCAUUUGAUCCAGCUGGUAGUUUUACUAGCAUGGUGGAGGAUCCGGUUAGAAGCAUGCAAAGAGCCUUCUCUUUUAGUUUCUCAAAUGCGUCUUGUGGAUUAAAUGGUCUUCUCAAUCACACACCUUUACAUCUAUUUCCUAUUUUGGAAAAGCUGACAGAAGGGGCACGGUUCUUUUUGCCUCAAACAAUUCUUGAUGGCACUGUAAUAGUAGUUUAUGAUGAUGAACCGACCAGUAUAAUAUCCUAUUCCAUGUCAUGUGAAAAAUAUUGCGACUACAUCAGAUCUAACUUGGAUGGAAUUGAAGAUUCCAAUAUAAUGGGUAUAAGAAGUGAUUUCACAACCAAUUCUGAAGGUAAACAAUCAUAUCCUCAUUCUGACGGUGGAUCUGAUGUGCCUCAGUAUCCUUGGGGGAAAACAUCAUAUUGCAAGGAAACACAUUUCAGAAUCUCUUUUGAUGACAAAUAUUCGAUUCCUUCCGACAAAGUUAAAUUUUCUGUUACUUGUUACUUCGCUAAGCAGUUUCACAGUUUAAGGAAGAAAUGCUGUCCUAGUGAAUUUGAUUAUAUGUGUUCCUUAAGUCGUUGCAAGAAAUGGAAUACCCAAGGUGGUAAAAGUAAUGUUUAUUUCGCCAAGUCAUUAGAUGAAAGAUUCAUCAUAAAACAGGUCACAAAAACAGAAUUAGAUUCUUUUGAGCAGUUUGCUCCACAUUACUUUAAGUACAUGAUGCAGUCUAUAAAUGAUGGAAGUCCAACCUGCCUCGCUAAAGUCCUCGGUGUAUAUCAGGUGGGUAUCAAACAUUCAAAUGGCAUGAGGGAUGUCAAGAUGGAUCUUUUGGUUAUGGAAAAUGUCUUUUUCAAGAGGAACACCUCGAGAGUGUAUGAUCUCAAAGGCUCUCUGCGCUCCCAUCAUAACCCUGAUAAGUCGACUAAUAAUCCAGUUCUGCUGGACACUAACUUAAUAGAGACAAAGCCCAUUUUUCUGGGAGGCAAAGCAAAGAGAGAGAUGGAACGGGCCAUCUGGAAUGAUACUUCUUUUCUUGCAUCCAUUGGUGUCAUGGACUACUCAUUGCUUGUUGGCGUCGAUGAGACACAAAAUGAGCUCGUCAUCGGAAUCAUAGAUUUCCUGCGGCAGUAUACCUGGGACAAGCAACUAGAGACACUGAUAAAAUCAUCAGGCAUUCUCGGUGGCACCAAAACUUCAGCUCCCACUGUAAUAUCACCAUUGAUGUACAAGAGAAGGUUCAGGAAAGCCAUGUCUAACUACUUCCCCACUGUCCCUGGUGACUGACCUAUCGAUUCUUUGCCAGUGAACUUGAUGUCAAUCAACACAAAAGGAGUUUCAUAUAUUUGAUCGUAAACUGCUGUAGUUUUUGCCAUCAACAAUUUGUUCAGUGACGAUUAUUACGGCAUAGUUUUUAUUUUUCGA